AUGAAAAUUUUGCAAUAUUUUUUACCAAUAACUAUUACUUUUGUUAUUAUUAUUUCAUUUGUAGCAUCUCAAUCUCUAGAACAAACUACUGCUACUAAUUCUAAUGUGACAACUACAGUUCCUUUAGUUCAUAAUAAAGGUAAACAUUUUGGUAAUCAUAUUGUUGAAAAUGAAAAUAAAACUCUUACUGAUAAGAGAAAAAAAUUCAAAAUUCGCAAUCAAAAUAAAUUGUAUAAGUUAAAAAAAUUACUCCUUGAAACUGAGAAUAAAAAUUCAACCAAUGAUAAGGCUAAUAAUAAUUUUAAAAAAUCAAAUGAAAGUGGUACAGAUACAGCAAGUAAUUUGAGAAAUAAAACAAAAAAUCAAUUAAUUGUUCUUCAAAAAGAACUUCGUAGAUUAACUAAAAUUGCCGAAAAACUUACAGAACUUAAUGAAAUAUAUACUGUAACAAAACAAACACCAACUAAAAAAAAGCCAGAAGGAGAAAAUAGAGGUAAAAAAAAUUUAAAUUCAAAAAAAGGAUUUAAUAAUAAACAUAAAGUUUAUCAAUCAAAAAAUCAUAAUGGAGAUAAUGAUUCAGGAAAAAAAAAUAAUGAUCAAUUGUCAAAAAAUAAAGGAAAUGAUGAUAGAAGACAAGGAAAAUGGAAAAAUGGUAGAAGAAAGAUUCAAACUACAAUGAGACCUAGUUUUAAUGGUACAACAGUUUUUCCAUUAGAUAAAGGACAUUUUGUUACAUCCCGUAUCUAUACAAGGCAACAAAAAAGAAGAUCAACCAAGAAAGGUGAUAAAAAUAUCUCUUAUACCACAUUUUCACCUAAAUUUGUAAAUACAUCUUUCCCACCAGUAACGACAGUCUUACCAGAAUAA
This is a messenger RNA of Strongyloides ratti, 867 nucleotides long. RefSeq lists its product as hypothetical. The record is from RefSeq and is a predicted model, not a curated record. The coding region runs from base 1 to 867 and encodes 288 amino acids. NCBI's taxonomy places the organism in Eukaryota, Metazoa, Nematoda, Chromadorea, Rhabditida, Strongyloididae. The transcript has 2 exons.